AAGUGGAAAGAAUAUUUUUCUGUAUUUACACACUAAGAAAUCACUUGUUUUUCCUGUUUAAAUACUGUGUUUCAACUUCAAGACCUUGAAAUCAGAGCUCCAUGGAAAUCUGAUAGUUUCGUGAAGAACAAGGGUUGUUCUGCUUAUAUUCGAAGUAGGCUGCCGUUGGAUUUGACCUUCCUGCUGCCUGGUUUUGUUUUUCUUUCUUUUUUUUUUUUUUAAAGAAAAACAGAGUUGCUGCUUUAGCACUCUGCAGCAACACGUAUGGGAAAAUCAAGUGUGUCCCAUUUAUGACAACUAUGAUCUUUCAGCUAUUGUCUUCUUCUUCUUCUUCUUCUGUAGAAAAAGAGAGAGCGAAAACCCCUUUACUCAAAGAUUAAACUUCAGCUCCAAAUCUUGAGCUCAUUCCUCUCUCCGCCUCUGCUUUCAAACUCUCUGUUCGAAGUCAAUGCACCGUCUCCUCUUUUUCUUUUAAGUUUUGUGCUCUGUAGCUUCACAUGGGCGUCGGAAUUCUCUGCAAAUUUUGUGUCUUUUCUUCCUUUUGCACCGAUUUCUCUUCUGGGUUUCCCGUCCGAGCAUUAGAUUGUGGAAGGAUUGUUUAUUUUUAGAAGACAAGACCAUGGAAGUAUUGAUGAUUAGAAACUGAGGCUGGAGAAACAUGCCUCUGGACGGUGUCAAAUCAGUGGUUUGUAGAUCAUUUAUCACUUGUGAUGAUCCAAAAGGGGUGGUUGAUUGCAAUAUAUUCAAGAUAUCCAAAGUAAAUUCUAAGAAUUUGGAACGGAAGGUUAGAGGCCGUAGGAGAAGUAGAAAUCCAAAUGAGGUUUUGGUAUCUCAGGUAGAGAAAGAGGAGCUGAUCUCUAAUGAAAAAGAUGGCCAAUCUUCUCUUCCAUUCAUGGAGGUCUGUCAAGGGGCUGAGAAGUUGAACCAUAUGGUUGGUUCAUGGUCUAAUGGGAUGAGAUCUGCCAGGAAAACUGAGGAGAUUGCUGAGGAAUUGUUGGAAGGAACUUCAAGUUUUAGAGAAUCUCUUAUUAUGCUGGCCAAGUUGCAAGAAACUUCGAAUGAGUCGGUUCAGUUAAAGACGACGUAUCGAAAAAGCUUUUCUUGUCAUCUUGAAGAUGAAAGUUUCCCAGUUGAGGUUCAAAGAUCAAAGCUUUCUAUACAUGGUUCUUCCAGAAAUGGACCUGAUGAGGUAAAGAAGGUGAUCAGAGACAACCUAGUGAGGCGAGAUACGAAACGAAAUGUUGCGGUUGGUGAAGAGUCUUGUUUUCAUGAUAUAAAUUUUGACUCGGGGUCGGAGAUUCCAUCGACAAGCUCGAGCAAAUCUUCAUUGAUUAGUGACAAUGUCAACUGUUGUCAUGUUUCAACUUCUGGACAGAAGAAUUUGAAACGUAAUAAUCUGAUUGCUAAGCUUAUGGGGCUUGAAGAAAUUUCAUCAAGAUCACUGCAAACUACUCCAAAGGAGGGAACUUUGAGAGAAAUACUUGAAAAAAUGCCCUUCAACAGGCUUAUAGAGAGUGACCCUGAUAAAGAGUUUAAACAUCAUGGCUCUCACUCCUACAAUCAUUAUGGUUCCAAACAAAGGUUGGAAAACAUAUUGCCAAUUGUGUUGAUAAAACACAAGCCUUUUCCACCUAAUGUAUUCAAGGAACACCGAGCACACGUCUCCUCGAACGAGGAUGUUUUCGACCAACAAGCUAUGCUAAGAAGCAUGAAAAAGAAAGAACCGAAGCAUAAAGAAGUAAAGAAAUUAAGAAAAGGUACUGUUGAUGCUAAGCAAAAGGCUGCAGAGAAGUUGAAAAGAUGUAGUCCAAUGCCUGAUAUGCCCCAUGAGAAGGAGCCAAUUCAUAAGAAAAUUCUUACGUCAAAGAAAUUGACUACAAAAGAAAAGGUUGUGUCAAGACCACAGCAUGAAGAAAAAGUAUCAUCCACUAAUCCAAGGAAGAACAGAACUCAUAAACAACGAAGCUCCAUUCCAGAUUCUAAGCCGGGACGAGCAGUGAGACCGAUAUCUAAUGAUCGUGACUGCCAGAAAAAGGAGGCAGCAGUGCCUGCUCGUUCAGAAGUUAAUUCAUUUACUCACAUGGUUGAAGCCAAGAAAGAUCAUGACAAUACUGAUACAAAUGAAAGUGCUAACCUUCCAAUAAAUCAACAUUCUGCCACCCUUAUGGCUUUAACUAGUAUCGAGAAUGAAAUCGACGAGUGUGAUACAAAGAUUAUAGAAUGCUGCAAGGAGAGCCCAAACUCUCACUCGCUGUUGAGCCCCAAACUCGAGAUCAACACGAGUAUAGACGAAGCUAUUGAUCCCAACAGUCACACCGAAACAGAUAUCGAGAUCAACACGAGUAUAGUAGAAGAUAUUGAUCCCAACAGUCAUACCAAAACAGAUAUCGAAAGCUGCGAUCAAGGAAUCAAUCUAAAAGCAUUGCUUUUGAGAAGUUCCUCAUUUCUCUUUCAUGUAGGGGAGCUUUUUGAUCUGAAUCUAAAUGGUAGAACAAUGGUGCAGGCAGCAUCUCGCUGCAAUGAUCCUGAAGAAGCCCCCAAUACGAAACCUUUUAUUGAUUAUGCUAUCGAAAUCGUCAAACGUAAAGGCCGUGAUGACUCACAAGUAGCCAAUUCUUUAUUGCUAGGAGAUAGGUGCAAAACAAAGACAGAGAUCUCUGUAGAAAUACUGGUGAAGGAAGUGAGCGACGAGAUCGACACUCUAACGAGUUACCAAACGAUUCAGGGCGGUAAUGUUGUUGUAGAUACUGUAUAUGCAGUGUUAAGUAGAGACCUAUGGUGCAAAGAAGUGAUGAAUGGAAUGUGGGGUUUUGGUUGGAAGAAUGGAUCUUCCAAAAGUGAAAGAGAGGAAGUUGUGAAUGACAUAGAGAAACUGAUUUUGAGUGGUCUGAUUGAGGAAUCCUUCACAUAACAACAGAAAACUGUAUCUUCUAGUUUGUAUAUACUAAAAGACUUUCAAUUACUAUACCCCUAAUCUUUACAUUUCCAAUGCAUACUCGAGGAAAAAGUUAUCACAUUAAAGCA
Messenger RNA from Cucurbita moschata (crookneck pumpkin), 3024 nucleotides. RefSeq lists its product as uncharacterized. The coding region runs from base 659 to 2911 and encodes 750 amino acids. The transcript is spliced from 4 exons. The record is from RefSeq and is a predicted model, not a curated record. Lineage: Eukaryota; Viridiplantae; Streptophyta; Magnoliopsida; Cucurbitales; Cucurbitaceae.